GAAGGUCCCAGUCCUUGGGAGAGUUGCGGAGCUGGCUACCUCCUCCCUGGCGGGCUGCUUCCGUGGCUUCAGCGGCAGCUUUGCCGCCAGCGGCCUGGAGAAGUGCCAACGACCUUCAAAGCUUUUGAAACUCUAUGAGUUCGAAGGCUGCCCUUUCUGCCGAAACGUGCGAGAGACGAUCUCCGUCCUCGCCCUGGAUGUAGAGAUCUACCCCUGCCCAAGAUCGACUCUCAAGGCUUACGGCGUUGUCGAGAACUCGCGCUUCAGGGAGGAAGUCACGAAGUUGGGAGGCAAGCAGAUGUACCCCUUCCUCGUGGACGAGAACACGGGAGUUCGCAUGAACGAGUCGGCGGAGAUUAACGCCUACCUUUGGAAGACCUACGGGUCCGAGGCGACGGAGCCUUGGACCUACUGGCUGGGGCGGAAGCUGGCCUUUCCUCCCUUGAUCUUCUUCCCAGCUCUUUGCCGGCCAUCGCUUCAACACGGAGUGCUCCGUGUGCCCAGCAAGUCCGUGCAGCAGCCGCUGGAGCUUUGGGGCUGCGAGGGCUCGCCCUUCGUGCGACUGGUGCGGGAGGCGCUAUGCUGCCUCGAACUGCCCUACGUCCUGCGGAAUGUGCCGCAUGGAGAGGUGAAGAAUCGAACGGAGUUCCGGGAGAAGUACGGCCACUUACUGUCCAGCGCUCGCAAUGCGGUCGGCGCGGUGCAGAUGCCCUUCCUCCGUGACCCGAACACAGGAAAGGACAUUCUGGA
Symbiodinium sp. CCMP2456 is the source of this 750-nucleotide messenger RNA. Lineage: Eukaryota; Dinophyceae; Suessiales; Symbiodiniaceae. The record is from the annotation of a GenBank genome assembly.